CUUUGAGUAACUUUCAAGGAAUACAUUUAAGAAAAACUCAAACAAACAGCAGCUUAAACUAAAAAUACAUAUCUACAUACAGAUGAUUUAGAACUGUGUGCGAACUAACAAUCUUGAAUUUAUGGGUAUAGAAACUGAAGAAGUUGAACUGUGUUUGAUUUCAUGUAACGCUUAAAUAUGACCACUUGAUUGUUUUAGUAAUAACAACUUUGUGGUUUGUAGUCAACAAUAAACUAAUAACUAUGCUGCAUCAAACAUAGGCUCUCUUUUGAUUAUUUUGAGGCAGUUGUGUUUAGGCUAGUGUUUAUAUUGGGAACAGCAGAUGGCAAGUGUAGCUCCUGAUUGAAGACUUUGACACCAGCUCCCGAAUGUUAUAAAGCUCUGUCAUAUUUACAGUUUAUUAGAAGGAUUGGUGCAACAGUGUGUCCUCUGGUUAUUAACGAGUGCCCUCAAACCUCGCCAUUAAUGCGACCUCCUCCCUGACAGAGGCUCGUUAUGUGAGCGACAGCAGCGUCGGGUCUGAAGCGUCGGCUGGAGACGCGUGGAUCCUCCUGGAGGGUUAUUCUGGGAGGUCUCUCUCUCUCUCAGCAACAGGGGCUUCUGUGUUAACUGAGGCUAAAUAAACACAGAUGAACUGUCGAGCACAUUCACAAAAAUGUCCUGGCAAUGUCUGCACACGAGUCUGGACACCGCAGGAGCAGCGCGUCCCUCGCAGACACACGCAGACAUGAGCUCUGAGCAGCAGAAGACCGAGCUGAUGAGCGCUUCUGUCUUCUCACUGGACUUUUAGCGAUGAAGAACCCUCAUCUGAGCGAGAUCCUGCCGUCAGGAGACAAGAGACCCAAGCGCAAAGCGAGGGAGCCAGUGAGGCGCGGCAUGCCUAACGCGCACCGCGCGGCGGAGACGGAGACGGAGACGGAGCCAGAGACGCGCGGCACGCGGACCCUCGCGUCGAGGGACGACGGCGCGUUCAGUGCCGCGCUGGACAUGAGGAUCAACGCCGCGCCUGACUCCAGACUCGGAGAGCAGCCUGGCAGCGGCAGAAGCGUCGCGGCGCAGGAGCGAGCGUUGCCUCAGGAAUGGCCUCGGGAACGCGCCGUCCAGCAGACGCGCCGACUGCUCGCGAACGCGCGCGAGAGGACGCGCGUGCACACCAUCAGCGCAGCCUUCGAGGCGCUGCGGAAACAGGUGCCCUGCUACUCAUACGGCCAGAAGCUCUCCAAGCUGGCUAUAUUAAGAAUCGCUUGCAACUACAUACUGUCUCUGGCUCAGCUGGCAGACCUGGACUACUCUCCGGACCAGAGCACGCUGAGCUUCAGGGAGUGUGUGGAGCAGUGCACCCGGACGCUGCAGGCCGAGGGACGCUCCAAGAAGAGGAAGGAAUAAAAUGAAGAAAGUGAAGGUGGAGAAAGAAGGACCUCAGUCCAUCAACAUGAAGACGCUCUCCCCGUGCGGGAAAAACUGUGUAAUCAAAGUGUAAAGUGAUUUUACACUGCACUAUUGACUUUACUACAGCGAACCGAGUCGAAAACAAAACCGCUCCAGGCUCUGAAUAAUAUGCUGGUCUACAACGUUUGCACGGCAGAAACACAGAUGAUGUGAAAUCAGCUCAUUUUCCAUUGUUGCAGCAGACUGCUUAUUUAUUUUGGUUUGUUUUGCAGUGUUCUUAAGAACUCAAACACAGCUGCAAAUUCUGUCAAAAAUGUCCUGCCAUGUGCAAGAAAGUGCACUUUUUAUUCCCCUUUUUGUAAUCCAUAUAAUUGUUAUUCUUUAUUUCAUCAAAUACAUCAUAAGCUAUCAUAUAAAUGAAAAUGCAUAUGAUAAAUUCAGCACUCAUCUCUUGUCUUCCAUUUGGUUUGUAUUAACAAUCUGUUCUUAAACAGGAGUCUAUGUGGCUCUGUCAGCCAGUCGCUGACUGUAUUUUAUAAAUGUAUUUACUGUUGAAAUACUUUGUUGUAAUUAAACGU
Sinocyclocheilus grahami is the source of this 1967-nucleotide messenger RNA. RefSeq names its product protein atonal homolog 8-like. The record is from RefSeq and is a predicted model, not a curated record. Gene Ontology annotation, biological process: positive regulation of transcription by RNA polymerase II; anatomical structure morphogenesis. Gene Ontology annotation, molecular function: E-box binding; DNA-binding transcription factor activity; protein dimerization activity. Bases 793 to 1386 code for a protein of 197 amino acids. Gene Ontology annotation, cellular component: nucleus. The transcript has 3 exons. Lineage: Eukaryota; Metazoa; Chordata; Actinopteri; Cypriniformes; Cyprinidae.